GGGUGAAACCCGAGUUCUGAUUGGCUGGCGAGCUCUGAGGGCUCUGCCGGGCCGCGGCGCCCGCCCGGAACGUCGCGGGUGAGGCCGGGGGGGAACGUGAGGGACCCCCGGGACACCCCCGGAGCCCCCGGAAAUUUCUCUUGGACAUCUCAAAACCCCCUAAAAUCACCAAAUUUCUGCUCCAAAACCUCUGGAAUUGCACCCAAAGAUGUCCAAGAAACAGCAACCCAAAGGUCCCUGUGCCGUGCUGUUCGACGCUCGCUCCGGGGCCGUGCGGGCGCAGGGCGGCGCCUGCGAGAACAUGAAGGAAAAGGUGCAGGCCGUGCGGGCCGUGGUUCCCAACCGCAGCAACACCGAGAUCGUUCUGGUGCUGCAGCACUUCGACAACGCCGUGGACAGAGCCGUGCAGGCCUUCAUGGAGGGGAAUGCCAGCGAGGUGCUCAAGGAAUGGACGGUGACUGGGAAAAAAAAGAACAAGAAGAAGAAACCCAAAGCCAAGGCCCCGCCCGGCCCUGGGCAGGAGGAAAAGUUGGAAAAUCUGGGAAAAAACCUGGAAAAAAACCUGGGAAAAUUGGAAAUUUCCAUCAACGGUUUCCAUGGCAACCGCUGCCCCUCCCUGGAGUCGCUGCCAGGCCUCGGGAACGGAAUUUCGGCUUUUCCUGCCCCAGCCCAGCCCCCGACCCCGGCCCGGAGCGAUCCCGGCGGCAGGAAAAUGGGCUGCAGCCUGGAGCGCUCCCUGAAGGAUCUGCAGCGCUGCUCCGUGGCCCUGGCGCGGUUCCGGGCGCUGCUGCGGGAGGAGGUCGAGACCUCCCUGAGGAAGGUCCGGGUGGCCUUCGGAGAGAUCCAGAGCUGCCUCAUGGAUCGGGAGGUGGCUCUGCUGGCUGAGAUGGACAAAGUCAAGGCAGAAGCAAUGGACCUGCUCUCCCUGCGGCAGCGCCGGGCCGAGGCUCUGCGCGCUCUGACCGAGGCCGCCCCGGCCAUGUCGGAGGAGCAGCUGCAGGAGCUGCGCGCAGACAUCAAGCACUUUGUGAGCGAGCGGAAGUUCGAUGAGGAGCUGGGCCGGGCCGGGCGCUUCGGCUGCGACCUGGAGGGGCUGCGGGGCAGCAUUGGCGCCUUCGGCACAGUUUCCCACCCCAGGCCGAGCUAUUCCAGCCGCUCCCGCUGCAGCUCCGGCCCUGGAUCUGCGGGAUUGGCAACGGGAUCAACAACGGGAUCAACAACGGGAUCAACCCCAAAAUCCUCGGGAUUAACCCCAAGAUCCUCGGGAUCAGCAACGGGAUUGGCUCCGGGAUCAGCCCCGGCAUUCCCAAUGGGAUCGGCCCCAAGAUCCUCGGGAUCAACAACGGGAUCGGCCCCGGGAUCCCCCCCGGAAUUCCCGGGAUCCCCCCAGGACGGCGCCGCCCCAGCAGAGCCAACCCCGGCCCCACAGCCCCCCCAGAGGAGCCGGAAAGCGCCGGGAGCAGCUGGACCCCGACCCCCGGGGACCCCCAAAAACCCCGAGAACCCCAAAAACCCCAAAUCCCCCGGGGACCCCAAAAACCCCAAAUCCCCCGGGGACUCCAAAAACCUUGGCGACCCCAAC
Taeniopygia guttata (zebra finch) is the source of this 1582-nucleotide messenger RNA. The record is from RefSeq and is a predicted model, not a curated record. NCBI's taxonomy places the organism in Eukaryota, Metazoa, Chordata, Aves, Passeriformes, Estrildidae.